This is a messenger RNA of Sorghum bicolor (sorghum), 1125 nucleotides long. Its product is annotated as myb-related protein 308. The transcript has 2 exons. The record is from RefSeq and is a predicted model, not a curated record. Lineage: Eukaryota; Viridiplantae; Streptophyta; Magnoliopsida; Poales; Poaceae. Bases 132 to 920 code for a protein of 262 amino acids.
GGAGGACCCCCGCGGACGCGCUGCGCCUCGGCGGCAGCAGCAGGGGAGAGCUCCUGAGCCGGGCCAGGUGCUCGCGGUCGAUCGGCGCCACGAGUGGUGGUCUGGUUUCUUUCAGCUCGGGAGAGGUAGCCAUGGGGAGGUCGCCGUGCUGCGAGAAGGCGCACACGAACAAGGGCGCGUGGACCAAGGAGGAGGACGAGCGGCUGGUGGCGUACAUCCGGGCGCACGGGGAAGGGUGCUGGCGCUCGCUGCCCAAGGCGGCGGGCCUGCCGCGCUGCGGCAAGAGCUGCAGGCUGCGGUGGAUGAACUACCUCCGCCCGGACCUCAAGCGCGGCAACUUCACCGACGACGAGGACGAGCUCAUCAUCCGCCUGCACAGCCUCCUCGGCAACAAGUGGUCUCUGAUCGCCGGGCAGCUGCCGGGCCGGACGGACAACGAGAUCAAGAACUACUGGAACACGCACAUCAAGCGCAAGCUCCUGGCCCGCGGCAUCGACCCGCAGACGCACCGCGCGCUCGGAGUCAGAGCCGACGCCGCCACGGCUCCCGGCGCCGUCGCGGCGCACCACCGGGCGGCGGCGCUGCUGCACCACCACGCGGGCGCCGUCGUCGUCCCGGUGGCCCCGGUCAAGCUCCUCGCCGUGAAGCCGGCGCCCGCGGAGUCGUCAUCCGACGACGGCGGCAGCAGCAGCACCGGCAGCAGCGGCGGAGGCAGCGCCGGGGAGCCACGGUGCCCCGACCUCAACCUCAACCUCGACCUGUCCGUGGGCUCGCCGCCGCCGGCGGCGGCUGCCGACACGCCCACCUCGCUGUGCCUGUGCUACCGCCUCGGCCUCCGCGCCGGGGAGGCGUGCGGCUGCGAGGCUGACAUCACGGGGCAACAGGGGUUUAGAUUUUUCAGGCCGUUGGAACAAGGCUAGUAGUGCCGUAAACUACGAGCUUCUGCUAUCAGACUUGAGAAUGAGAACCCGAGAGGAGAGUCGUUAAAAUAGCGGGCUUGAUUCACUGCAAUUUGCAGGAAGGACAGGCAGUUUUUUCUCCUAAUGGACAGCACUGUUUGAGGAAAAGAGGAAAACGGAUUGAAAGAAAUGUGAUCGUUCGUCUCGGUGCUUUUUUGGUUCCAAA